Grammomys surdaster is the source of this 751-nucleotide messenger RNA. It is a transcript of the gene Rps9, whose product is annotated as ribosomal protein S9. Lineage: Eukaryota; Metazoa; Chordata; Mammalia; Rodentia; Muridae. Gene Ontology annotation, biological process: positive regulation of translational fidelity; translation. The transcript is spliced from 5 exons. The coding region runs from base 94 to 678 and encodes 194 amino acids. Gene Ontology annotation, cellular component: cytosolic small ribosomal subunit. The record is from RefSeq and is a predicted model, not a curated record. Gene Ontology annotation, molecular function: structural constituent of ribosome; rRNA binding.
AGGCGACGUUGCUAUAAGAUCGCGAUCAGGCGGCCACGUUUCUCUUUGUCACGGGCCUGAGUUCGUAGGCGCAGCGGGCCUAGCGAGGUCAAUAUGCCGGUCGCCAGAAGCUGGGUUUGUCGCAAAACCUAUGUGACCCCACGGAGACCCUUCGAGAAAUCACGUCUCGAUCAGGAGCUAAAGUUGAUUGGAGAGUAUGGACUCCGGAACAAACGUGAGGUGUGGAGGGUCAAAUUUACCCUGGCCAAGAUCCGUAAGGCUGCCCGGGAGCUGUUGACACUGGACGAGAAAGAUCCUCGGCGUCUGUUUGAAGGCAACGCUCUACUGAGGCGGCUUGUUCGCAUUGGGGUGCUGGAUGAGGGCAAGAUGAAGCUGGAUUACAUCCUGGGCCUGAAGAUUGAGGAUUUCUUGGAGAGACGGCUGCAGACCCAGGUCUUUAAGCUGGGCCUGGCCAAAUCUAUUCACCACGCCCGUGUGCUCAUCCGCCAACGUCACAUCAGGGUCCGCAAGCAGGUGGUGAACAUCCCAUCCUUCAUUGUUCGUCUGGACUCCCAGAAGCACAUUGACUUCUCCCUCCGUUCUCCUUAUGGUGGUGGCCGUCCAGGCCGAGUGAAGAGGAAGAAUGCCAAGAAGGGCCAGGGCGGCGCUGGAGCUGGUGAUGAUGAGGAAGAGGAUUAAAUUAACACCCUGCUGCACUGGGGGGUUGUCAAGUUUUCCAGUUGACAAUAAAACCGAAUGGAUACUUGGUUUA